UAUAUAUAUAUAUAUAAGCAAAGUCUCAAAGUCCACCUUCAAAGUCUUGCACAAGUCCAAGAAAAGAAAAAUGGGAAGCUUUCCCUUUCUCUCACCCUUAUCUCUUGUUACGAUCAUAAUCGUCACAGCAACCCAAGGCGGAGCGGCGUUUGGUGUGCCUCUGAGCACCAAAUCGAGAUGGGUGGUGGAGGAGAGCAGCGGGCAGAGAGUGAAAAUGGCAUGCGCGAAUUGGGUUUCGCAUCCGGAGGCGGGGGUGGCCGAAGGCCUCAGCAAACAGCCCAUCGAUGCCAUCGUUGACCGAAUCUCGUCGAUGGGCUUUAACUGCGUCCGCCUCACUUGGCCACUCUACUUAGCCACUACCAACGACUCGCUCGCCGUUCUCACGGUCCGACAGUCCUUUAAAAAGCUUGGUCUCACGCAAGCCAUAGCUGGUGUUCAGGCCAAUAAUCCCUCCAUCAUCGACCUUUCCCUCAUACAAGCCUACCAGGCAGUGGUUUCUGGCCUAGGGAACAAGAAGGUGAUGGUCAUCCUAGAUAAUUACAUUACCAAGCCCAAUUGGUUCGACGACAAUGGCUUCAUUGGUGACAAGUACUUCGACCCUAACCUCUGGAUUAAGGGUCUUACUCGAAUGGCCACAUUGUUCAAAGGCCUUAGCAAUGUCGUUGGCAUGAGCUUGAGGAACGAGCUCCGUGGCCCCAAGCAGAAUGUGAACGAUUGGUACAAGUGCAUGCAAAGAGGAGCUGAGGCAGUUCACUCGGCAAAUCCAGAUGUUCUUUUGAUUCUUUCUGGUUUGAAUCAUGACAAAGACCUAUCCUUCCUGCGAAAUCGCCUGAUGAGCCUCACAUUUUCUGGGAAAUUGGUUUUUGAAACUCAUUGGUAUGCGUUUACAGAUGACAAGGCAUGGGAAAGUGGCAACCCCAACCAAUUAUGUGGUACAAUAAUAAAUAAGAUCAUGAGACAAUCAGGGUUUUUGUUAGAAAAAGGAUUUCCCUUGUUUUUGAGUGAGUUUUGGGUGGACCAAAACCAAAAGGGAACCAAUAUGAGUGACAACAGAUACUUGAAUUGCUUCUUAGCUUUAGCAGCUGAACUAGACUUGGAUUGGGCUUUGGGGAGACAAGGUGUUAUUGGGAUGAAUGAGGAUUAUGGAAUCAUGAACUGGGAUUGGGAUGAUGAAUCUCCAAAUUCAAGUCUAUUACAGAAAAUCUCUGCUAUCCAACGCCCUUUUCGAGGGCGAAGUCUUUCAGAAACUCGACCACACAAAAGCAUAUUCCACCCAUCAACAGGUCUUUGUGUGGUAAGAAAAUCUGUACAUGAUUCACUGAAGUUAGGUCCUUGUUCAAGCUCUGAUGGUUGGAAUUAUACACCUCAGAAGACAUUGACCAUUAAAGGAACAUAUUUUUGCUUACAAGCAUAUGAUGUAGGCAAACCAGCACGACUUAGCAUAAAGUGCACUGAAUCUGACUCAAAGUGGGAAACCAUAUCAGAUUCCAAGUUGCAACUCUCUUCUACGACUCCCAAUGGUGACACUGUUUGCCUAGACAUUGACUCUGCAAAUGAAGUUGUAACAAACACUUGUAAAUGCUUAAGUAGAGAGAGUUCAUGCGACCCUUCAAGCCAAUGGUUCAAACUCGUUGACAGCACCAGAAGUCCAUGACUAGUUGAAUCUAAUUUACUAAGACGAAUCUGAUCAUGGUGUUGCCGUUUGAGGAUUCUAAAUACCACAAUGUGAGAUAAAAGUAAUAAGUCAAAUAUGUAGUAGGGCCGGCGAUGACAUUCUCUAUCACAUUAGGUCCUGUUUAAUUUUUUGGUAUUAAAUAUAUAUUUUAAAUAAGAGUAAUCAUUUUUGCAUACAAAAUAUGUGCUCAAACAUUACACACAGUGUCAUGACAGUUUAGUCUAAUCAAUCAUAUUUAUCAAAACUGAGACCCACUAUUUUAAAAAAGCAGUGUCACGUCAAUGUAUGUAAUACUUUGGUGCAUAUUUUUUGUGCACAUAUCAUUACUCUUUUAAUAAUUAUAUAUAUUAUUGCAUAUAUAUAAUAAAUAUUGUGACAUUUUAUAA
This is a messenger RNA of Humulus lupulus (European hop), 2061 nucleotides long. RefSeq names its product glycosyl hydrolase 5 family protein-like. Bases 71 to 1654 code for a protein of 527 amino acids. NCBI's taxonomy places the organism in Eukaryota, Viridiplantae, Streptophyta, Magnoliopsida, Rosales, Cannabaceae. Gene Ontology annotation, molecular function: hydrolase activity, hydrolyzing O-glycosyl compounds. The record is from RefSeq and is a predicted model, not a curated record. The transcript has 4 exons.